UGUAAUUAUCUCUUUUAAUUUCUUCAAUCUCAAAAGGCCCUCUCGUUUUCGUUCCCGCCACAAACACCUCCUCCUCCCUCUCUUUCUCUGAAAAAUAUAAAUUAAAUAUUUUGCCGCUAAUUUACUGUCGCCUUUUCGAAAGCUCAGACCUAAAACAUGACGAAGUCUCCGAAAGUCCCCGGAGAAACAAAACCCAGUGGAGCGGCGGAGAAGCCAGACGAUCUCGAAAUCACAUCCAUCGGCUCCCUCUACACCGGACCUUGGGACAAGAAGUACUGGAGCUCCUCCCGGGGGAAAGAUCGGUAUCCGUAUCCGGUUGGGUAUCAGGCGGUUCGAGCUCACAAUGGGAGCACAUAUAAGACGGAGAUUCAAGAAGGUCCUAAAGGACCUUUAUUUUCGAUUAUUUGUGCUGAUGGACAAUCCUGUUCUGGGCAAACCCCAGAUAUGGCAUGGGAGAAAUUUCAGAAGACAUUUUUUCCCCGGUUGAAGAUUUGGCACGGGAAGAGGUUUUCGUGCAAGAUUGAUGGUGUGGAGUUUUUUGGCUUCAAAAAUCCAUUUGUCCAGAGGUUACUUCGGGAGAUGGCAGCAAAUGUUAAUGGAACAGCAGAAAGGAGUUUGUUACCUUUGAGCUUCUGUAACAGGGCCUCUGGAACAGAUGUCGAUAAUCAUUCCCCAGAGCCAUGUUCAUUCGUGGCAACACCACGAAUCACAGGGAAGAGAAGUAGGAGACGUGAACUUGUAAAUUCGAAGUCAUUCAGUUCGGCUAGCAUUAGAAGAAGCAGACCUGAAUAUCUGGCAUCUGUAGCUGAGGCUUCAAAAGGGAAGAAGAGAUAUCAUAAUAAUGGGAAGAAUGCUGUGAAUGAAGAUGACAUUUGUAAAUAUCUGAAGGUAUUGCCACCAUUACCUGCUCAUCAAGAAGAGAGUGAGUUUUCAGCCAAAGAUAGUUUGCCAUUAGAUUUUGCUGGCGUCUCCAAUCAUAUCAGGAAGGAUGCUGUUCAUAAAGACACAAGGCUUUUUACAAGUUCUGGAAAUUGUAAAUCUACUGGGCUAGCUUGCAACUUGUCUGCAAAUGAAGAUAAACGUCUUGAUAGGUCUCAAGAUGCGGAUCCAAUGGAACUAGAAGACAAAAAUGUAGAUGCUACAGUGCCAAAAGAUUCUGAAGGUCUUACUGAUGUUGGCCUUUAUGCUCCAGAUACCCUUGAUUUAACACAGGAUAAGACUUCUGAUUCUGCUCCAACCAUCCAGGAUAGAAGUGCCUUGAAGGUGGUCAUUCCUGAAGGGUUGCUGACAGAAUCACAUCCAAAAGUCUCGCCACCAUUAGUGCAUUUAGUACCUGCUCAUCACGAAGAGAGUGACUUUUCAGCCAAAGAUAGUUUACCACUGGAUUCUGUUUGCUUCUCCAAUCAUCUCAGGAAGGAUUCUGCCCAUGAAGAAGCCAUGCUUUUGGAUUGUUCUGGAAGUUGUAAAUCUACUGUGUUAGCCAGCAACUUGCCUGUAGAUGAAGGAAAACCUCAUGACAGGUAUCAAGAUUUCGACCUGAUGGCACCAGAAGAUAAAAAUAUGGAUUCUACAAUACCAAAAGAUUCCGAAGCUCUUACUGAUCUUUGUGCUCCUGAUACCUUAGAUUUUACACAGGAUAAUAUUUCUGAAUCUGCUUCAACUAUCCAGGAUAGAAGUGCCUUGAAUGUGGUCAUUUCUGAAGGUUUGGUGACUGAAUCACACCCAGAACAAGAAACAGACGCUUCUAAACCAAAUGCAAGUUCUGAAAUUAAUGAUUUUGAUUCAGUUGGACAAGAAAUGGCCAAGUCAAUGAUGGCAUUUCUUCUUCCACAAGCUAUUCCUUUCCUGAAGAAGGGUUCGAGAAAGGAAAAGGGUACUGUUAGCCCUUCAGAAAUUCUGCGUUGUAUGGUGAAAUCUCAAGAGGAAAUUAAUGAAACCAGUGCUCCAUCCCCUGGUGUAAUGCUUGCUGCAACUAAAGAUGCUGAGGAAGAAGGGAUGUAUAUCCUAAAUAGCGAUCUUGGUUCAAUUGUUCCAAUAAGGUCUAUUGUUCCUGACAGUUUAGAGGGUGAUCAAUAUGGUGACCGUGUAGUCAACCACAUGAUAUGUUCCUCUGAUAAGGCUGAAGCUGAUGAAGAUACUUCUGAUGAUGCAUGCCUUCUCAACAGUUAUGGGCAAGUUGUUUCUGUUAAUAAGCAUAACAAAUCAUUAGAUAAUCAUCUUGAGAUCAAUGGAAGCAAAUAUAUCUUUCCCUAUAAGGAUGUAUGCAUGGAUUCUACUGGGAGGCUUGAGGAAUGUGACACAUACAUAUCUGGGUCUAUACCAGUUUGUACAUCUCCUCAUAACAGAGUCGUUUCUGAAGAAAUCAGGGAUGAAUUUGCUAAUAGGGAUGGAUGCUCACUCGGUGUUAUCCAAUCUAAGCAAAGCAAUGAAACUUCAGUUAAUCUCCCUGAAGGUUAUGAACAAAUUAGUGAUCCGAACUCCAUAUUUUUUUUUUCCAACUCUAUGUGCACUGUUUCUUAUGAAAUUCUAGCUAACUCAAGUACUGAUUCUGGUUAUUCAACGAUAGAUGUAAUUGAUGAUAACCAAAGAGGCAUGUUGAAUUCUUCAAAAACAUCAGAGAAUGAAAAUGCUGAUAAGAGAACUGUUGCAGAAAUUGGAAAUGAGUCGUUUACUAAAGUUUCAAACUUAGUAUAUACCAGGAGGAAAGUUCACAAAGGAAAUUACAGUGCUCCGUUCUCAGAGAGUAUAGUAUGCAGAAAUAAUGGUGAUAUUUAUGUGCCUGAAUCAUACCCUUCCACAGAGACUUUGCUUGCGUUGGAGACUUUGCAAAUGGGUUCUUCUGAUGACACUUCAAAUAAGAGAGAUUCAUUCUGUGCUGAAGCCAAGAUUGGGGUACAUUCCAGUUGUUUGAAUGCAGAGAAACCUUCCACAAUAUCUCAAGGUCCCAUAAACAGUAGUGUUCCUGCUGCAUUACAAGAUCAAGCAUUAUUUGUUGCCUCUGGAGAAAAAGAUACUUCGUACUCACUUGAUUUGCCUGUUUCACGUGUAGAAAACCAUGUUGACAAGGAUGUGGUUGAACACGAGAACCUCCUCAAGUUAAACAACUCUGAAACAUCUCAGAAACAGGGGAUGAGCAUCAUUCAUGAUCACAAUAGUAUUCCACAUCAUUCAGACUCGAAGUCUCACAGUAUGGAAUUUAAUAACGAACUAGCGGGCAAUCUUGAGUUUGUGGGAUGUUAUUCCCAUCAAAGUCCUGUUUUGUCAGCAUUGUUGAGUGCAAAGGGGACUGAAACUUACGUUUGUGUUUUAUGUGGCCAUCUGGUUGACAAGGACGGAAGCCUAUUCAUCUACAAGAUACAAAUUGAGGGACCAUGUGUUGGAUGCCCUUCUUUUGUUGGUCACACAUCCGUAACAUGGCCCAUGCGAAAAGACUACUUUGGUAAAAUUUCUUUGGAAAGAUCCAGUUUGCAAUUCACUCCAGAUGGGCGAUGUCUUGUUUUACUUGACAGCAUUAAAACACCUUACUGCAGGCAGGGGAGUAUCGAUUGUUCAUGCUUCACAUGUACAUCAAACUGCUCAGAGGAGAAUACAGUGAAGAUUGUGGAAGUAAAACUCGGUUAUGUUUCAGUGGUGGCAAGAUUGAAAGCAGUAGACAGUUUAGAAUGUAUAUUGGUUUGUAAACCCAACAAUAUUGUUGCUGUUGGAGAAAGUGGGAGACUGCAUCUGUGGGUUAUGAACUCAAUGUGGAGUGCACAGAUAGAGAAUUAUGUUCUGCCAGCUGAAGAUUGCAUCUCCCCUGGAAUAGUGGAGUUGAAGGGAAUUCCAAAUUGUACUCAUAUAGUUGUUGGCCAUAAUGGUUGUGGUGAAUUCAGUCUAUGGGAUAUUUCUAAACGCAUCCUUGUGUCAACGUUCUCUGCAUCAAGCACUUCAGUCUGUCAAUUCAUUCCUGUCAGUUUGUUUACUCGGCAAAUACAGUGCCCUGUUUCCGGCUACUCUGAUAUAGAAGAACACCUCAAGCAAAUGAUGCCUGCCACAUGUGAUGGCCAAUUUUCCUUGGAGGGGGAAGACCUUGCUGUCUGGCUUCUUGUCUCAUCAUCUUCUGAUUUUGAUAGUCAAGACUAUAUGUCCGGUGAUUGUGACUUAAACCCAGUGGGAAGGUGGAGGCUUGCUCUAAUGGUGAAAAAUACGAUGAUCUUCGGAAGUACAUUGGAUCCAAGAGCUGCUGUUGUUGGUGCAUCGGCUGGUCAAGGGAUCUGUGGUACUAGUGAUGGACUUGUGUAUAUGUGGGAGUUAUCAACAGGAACUAAACUUGGCGAUAUGCAUCAUUUUAAUGGUGGCAGUGUUUCUUGUAUUGCUACCGAUGACUCGAGGUCGGGUGCUGUGGCCGUAGCUUGUGACAACCAAUUGCUGGUUUAUAUGCACUCUGAAAAACAAUCUGUAAACUAACAAGCAAACAAGUAAGCUUUUUGUGAUCUUACACUUGAUGCAUGAAAGUAGUCCAUAUAUGUAUCAGCGUAUCUUACACU
Molecule: messenger RNA, 4526 nt
Organism: Pyrus x bretschneideri (Chinese white pear)
Lineage: Eukaryota; Viridiplantae; Streptophyta; Magnoliopsida; Rosales; Rosaceae
Exons: 16
Coding region: 157-4446 (1429 amino acids)
Biological process (GO): regulation of cell cycle
Cellular component (GO): nucleus
Molecular function (GO): protein binding
Source: RefSeq, a predicted model, not a curated record